UUUCAGUAAAUCCCUGCAAAAACAUUAACGGGAUUCACCGUGUUUUUUUCGCACAGUGUGGAGUGCUGGGUACAGUAUACACUCUGAGGUACAUCAUAAAUAACAGGUAGCUGCAGUGCAAAAGUGCCCAAGGAGAACAGAAUUGUCACGAAAAGCUCAUCGUGAGCUGAUUUCGGGUCACAUGUGACCUCAUAUGUGCUCAAAUCGUGACGAAAAUCCAUCACCUGCAGCUCACGGUGACCUUUUCGUGACGAUUCCGUUCUCCUUGGGUGGGAUUAGGAACAGGCAAAGGGAGAAGGGGGUUGCAUAGGGGUUAAUGACCCUAGGGCAAGGGCACCUGGCUAUAGGUCCGGUGAACCCUUGCCCUCGUAGACCGCCCCAGGGCGUUGUACACCCCCGCGGAAGGGCUGCUGGUUAUAGGUCGGUAGAACCCGGCCCCGGGGGUUCUCUCAUACUCUGUAAAGACGACCGGCUACCGGUUUAGGUUAGGUCUGAAAUCCAACGUCUAACUCACUGGUGGAUAACAUAACAGCAAAGUUAAACAAACAAAAACUCUUCAAAAAUAAAAAUAAAUAAAAUAUUCUUAACCUAUUUUAAGACCACGGGUAGAAUAGAAAAACUUACCUAAGAAUGUGUGUACAUGUUAUUUGUAACGUCUGGGAAAAACUUAAAACUUCUAAAAUGUUGAAAAAUAUCUCAGAAGAUUCUUUGUACUCUGUCUAAAAAGUUUGCUAAAGUAAGUUUUAGGUUAAGAGCGAUUGCGUGCGGCGAACCUUAGGCAAAUAUUUGAAGAUUUCGGCUGCAGGCACAAGCUGAGAAGGUUCUUCAUGUUGGGUCAUCAACCAGGGCCUUGCGAUGCAACUGUAACGCUUCAAGAUCUAAUAAUUCAAUAUCCUAACGCUCCCAAAACGAGCCAAUCUUUAGCGUCCUUCCUUUGCCCCUGGCCUAACCUGCUGCCUGGAGCAGCCCUUCCUUGUCCGGCGAAGUUCUUACUCGCCGACAGGGAUGACUCCCUGAUUGGUCUGGAAGAGGGUCGGCUGCCUGCCCUCUGCCCGCCCACGCCAUGCUUCGACGAGACUCUGGACGCACAGCCGCCCGCCCUGCCCUGCUUCUCCAGCCCUGCUCCCGGCCAGGACGUCCUUGGCUGAGCACUUGCCAAGUGCCUCUUGGGCAGAGAUGCGGCUUUUCUACCCAUCUCCGUCGACAAGUGCUUUCAGCAUGUUCCGCGGGAGUUCACCAUGCUGUCACCACUCGAGGACCGAGUUCACCAUGCUGUCACCACUCGAGGACCGUGAGGCGUCUGCGCUGCGAUGGUGAUGUUCAUCAAGGCUCCUCCUUUUGUCUACGCUGCAAAUCCAGAGUCUCAUCCAUCGUAGUCCAAGAGGCGUGCGAGUCUGCGGGGAUGCACAGUGGGCUUACAUGUAUUACACACCAGCUCAAGGCCUUUGUGGGUGCAGCCAGGACAGAGAUGUAUGUAUGUAGGGACUGUUCUUGGUUAUCUUGGAAGUAUGUAGGAUAA
Messenger RNA from Thrips palmi, 1519 nucleotides. RefSeq lists its product as uncharacterized. Lineage: Eukaryota; Metazoa; Arthropoda; Insecta; Thysanoptera; Thripidae. The record is from RefSeq and is a predicted model, not a curated record. The transcript is spliced from 4 exons. Bases 1064 to 1519 code for a protein of 151 amino acids.